Molecule: messenger RNA, 5512 nt
Organism: Plodia interpunctella (Indianmeal moth)
Lineage: Eukaryota; Metazoa; Arthropoda; Insecta; Lepidoptera; Pyralidae
Product: zinc finger and BTB domain-containing protein 41-like
Exons: 12
Coding region: 244-2043 (599 amino acids)
Biological process (GO): regulation of transcription by RNA polymerase II
Cellular component (GO): nucleus
Molecular function (GO): DNA-binding transcription factor activity, RNA polymerase II-specific; RNA polymerase II transcription regulatory region sequence-specific DNA binding
Source: RefSeq, a predicted model, not a curated record
AAGAAAGAAUAAAACUACGUCUGACGUCCGUCGGUCGAUUUUUUCUUGAAAGAUAACAUAAUAUUUUUUGGUAAAAAUUCGAGAAACUCGUUGCCGUAAACCAGUUUCCUAUUAGAUUAAGUAUCAAGAUUACAAUAGUUUCGGUUUAUUUAUAUAGGUAUUUCUUUAAUAUUCACCAUAUCGUAGUUUUCCCAAGUGCAAAAAUUCACAGUUAGCAUUUAGAAUAUCUAAAUCCGGUUAAAAAUGGACACGGACUUGAAAGUGAACGUAAAAGUUGAGCCAGAUUCUGAAAAUGAUGCCUCCCAUGAUGAAAAGGAUUUCAAACAAGUGGAACAGGCACUUUCAGAUAAUGUUAUGAUGGAAAACGUGAACAUAAAAUUGGAGGCUAUGAACGAUGAACCGUGUUCUGCACCAGAGAGUAUCACGGUUAAGUUGGAGCCCACGUAUUAUAGCAGCGGCGAUGAGGAAAUACCACUGGAGUACGUAGCAGCUCAGAUCACGAUGCAGUACCGCGACAGGCCGAGGAAGCGGCGGCCGGACUCUGACGACGAGUAUAUACCGCCGCGACGGUUGAAGAAGAAGAAGAAAAAGAAAGAAGCCAACGUCAAACCAACAUAUAGGGGGAAAUCCAAAAAAGAAGAAAACAUGUUGUAUUCUGAAGACGUAACAAAACACAUAGAGAUAAUAACUAUAACUGAGCAAGAGAGACAGAGGGAGAUAGGCGAAACACUCAAUCUCCGCAAGAAUUUCCAAUUCAGAUGCGAAUGGUGCGCAAUAGGAUUCGUUUUGGAGGAAGCGUAUGAUGCACAUAUGAAAAUACAUAGCCAGGAAGCCGGCGACCACGAAUGCGAACUAUGCCGCGCCAGGGUGAAGACAAAGACAAUGCUAUAUCGCCACAAGUUGCGUCACUAUCGUCGCUAUCGCUGCUCCAUCUGUCACAUUAUACACAAGGACAAGGACACUGCGUCGGCGCACGUGAUGACGGAGCACGCGCAUCAAGCGUUCGUGUGCGGCGAGUGCUCGCGGUCAUUCAAGCGCCCGCGCUACCUGGAGCGCCACAUUGAGCAGCACCACACCAAACUGUUCAACUUCGAGUGUCCGGAGCCGGAUUGCAAACGGGUGUUCCAUGAGAAGGGCCGCUACAGGAGCCAUGUCAGAAGUCACAAGGCGGAGCUGCGGCACCGCGCGGCGUCGCUGGUAGUCUGCGCCGUGUGCUCCAAGGGAUACAAGUCCAAGAGCUGCCUGAAGCGCCAUCUGCAGACGCAUCUGUCCACCGUCUGCAUCCUAUGCUGCGUGCCGUUUGAACACCAGGAGGCGCUGAGGUUGCAUUAUGCGCAUGUGCACAACUCUUAUUACGAUGGUGUUAAUAUAGGCGAGAGAUGUCCGCACUGUGCUCUGGUGUGCGCGAGCAACGCGCUGCUCAACAAACACAUCAAACGGAUGCACAGGGACCGCACCAAGAAAUACCAGUGCGACUACUGCCAGCGACUGUACCUGACGAAGGGCGAGGUGCGCGCGCACAUCCUGUGGUCGCACGAGCGGCGCGGCGGGCACGCGUGCGCCGCGCCCGGCUGCGGCCGCGUCUUCAGAUCACCUGCCCGACUGAAGUCGCACACUAGUAUAGAUCACCUGGGUUUACCUCCGCCUAAAAAUCACGAGUGCCCCGAAUGUGGGAAAGGCUUUAUUAACAAACAAGUCCUGCAGCGCCAUCUACGAGUACAUUCCAAUGAGAAAUACCCGUGCAAAGAAUGCGGUAUGCUAUUCAAAACUGAGCCUUAUGUCCGGGUGCAUUACCAGCUAAAACACCUUAACAUGACGCGUGCGCAAAUCAAAGAAGAGGUCAGAUUACGAAAAACACAGAGUAUAAACUUAUUCAAACCGACAACAGCCGAAAUUAAACAGGCGAAAGCCACUCCCGUUAAUAUUAAUCAACAAAUAAAAACAGAUUCUUUUAUACCGAUGUUUGAGACGUUCGUUGAUGUGCAGAGGGAUAUCCUGAAGGCUGAUGAGAUAAAGCAGGAGCCAGGAGUUGCUGAAUGUUAACGAUAGAUGGCGCCACAGUCGCAAUUUGGUCAAUAGACACGUGAGUUUACAAACUUUAUACCGUCUACCCAACCGGCAACACGACCGCCAAACUUUGGCGGUUUCGUCGUACAUUGCUGGUUUUUCCCUGCGGCAAAUAAAACCUCACAUGCAAACUAAGCAAUGUUCGUACAUUCACGCUAAAGUAUAGAAAUGAUUGCGUGAAUAGGGACGGAUUUGUGAAAGCACGGGCGUAUCUAGAGAUGGGCGGGGGGUGCGAGGUCCUGAUGCAGAGGCCAGAGUUUUUGAAAUGACCUUUAGAGUUUUUUUUUGUUCAGUGUAAAAACGUGAUCUUUCAAUCUUCAAUUAUUUUUUGUUUAUAAAUAUUCUGGGGUGGGCACGCCCCCGCCCAUGUUUGUGGAUGCUUUGACCAAUGAACGCAGUGGCGGUUACCAAGUUGUGAUAAAUGUUCGUUACAAAUGUUUGGUGGCAAAUGUUUGUUACAAAUGUAUAGGUCAUUAAAUAUAAAUAGUGGUUUUAUUUUAAUGUAACAACAGUUUUAUUAAAACUUAUGUGGUAUCGAAAAGAUAUACAAUAGGUAUGUGUGUAGAAAAUUGUUGUUUUUUUUUUUUCUGUAAGAAGUCUCAAGGUGAGCAAGAAAACGUACCCAUGGUCCACCCAGGACUUAGUAGGUGGACCAACACCAACGCCUGGUGUUUCGUUUACCAACAGCGAUGUAUGUAUGAUGUACUAGAAUAACGGGUUUACCUGUAACACCAACUAUUACGAAGGACAAGGAAAGUUGACAUUAUAUACAAAACUACAUUUGUUUUACCAAUUUUGGCAUAAUUCAAUACAUAAAAUUCUUAAAUUCUCGUUCUUCGUUUGUGCUUUUGCGUAAAUUACACAUUGCUGAAAUUAAAGCCUGCUUUUUCCUGAAUUAAAUAAAUCUUUAAGAAGAUUUAUUCUUUAUGAGAUCUUGAUUUAGAUCUGAAUUAAUAAGUCUGAAUGGCUAUUAUAUAAUUUUCGAGCAAUAUGGAGCUACGGUUAUGGCUCUAUUGUGAACUUCGUUAGGGUCCUUCAUAGUGCAAGACGUAAAUAAAUUAAAGAAAUACAUAAAAUAAAAGUAUUCUCUGCCAGUUAAAGAUACUUUAUAAUGAUAAUCUAUAUUUGUUUAUUAUGUCAGCUACCUAGCCCUGCGAGAUUUUUGAUAUUUUACUAGUAACCCUGUAUAUAGUGACCGAUGGAAUAGUUCCUUUUUAGUUAUAGAUUGAUCACAGUGAUAUAAAAUUAUAUAGUGUACAUAACAGCACAUUUCUAGCGCACCGCUCCCCCUCGGCAAGAUGACGCUCAUUGAAAAGUGAGCUUUAAAGCGUCCGCUGUGGGCAUACUUUACAUUGACAAGACGAGAGUGAUUCGCCAAUUUGUCGUCAAAGUAAAGUAUGCCUACAGUUGACGAUUUAAAGUUGAAUUUUCAAUAAACGACAUAUUGCCGCUGUGGUAGAAGAGAGAUAUGACUUUUAGAGAGUAUUUUGUAUAUGGUAGCUAAGCUUAAUCUUAGAGGGGUGUUAGAGGGUAUAACCGUAAAAUUUGGACCGAUUUUAACGACAGUUAUUGAUAUCAAUUCUGUUGACGGGACUUUGUUAUUUCAUGAAUAUCGGUUCGGGCCGUGUGAGAGUAAUCGUUUAUUUAUUUUAUGUAAUUAAUUAAUUAAUUUGUUUUUGGUUAAUUUCGUCUUAUUGUCCGGGAAAGUGUAGCAUUAGGACUUGAGCCCAAAUAGUCAAUGUUAUUACAAUUGUAAUAUAUUUAUUUUAGUGCUAAAUUAAGUAUGUGUACAGAUUUAUAUUUGCACGUAUGUACUUACAGAUGAUUCUGGAGAAAAUUGUUAAAACGUUUUUGAUGCAAUGUUUGGAACAGAUAAAUCGAACCCCACAACUAAUGAAAUUACUACCACACAGGCCAAGUUUCUUUGCUCUGAAAAAAAUCUAGAUAAUAAAUAAAUAAAAUGUAUAUAAAUAUAUUAGGACAAAUCACACAGAUUGAGCUAGCCCCAAAGUAAGUUCGAGACUUGUGUUAUGGGAUACUAACUCAACGAUACUAAAUUUUAUAACAUAUAUAGAUAUAAACAUCCAAGAGCCGGGCCAAUCAGAAAAAGAUCAUUUUCCAUCAUGACCCGACCGGGGAUCGAACCCGCGGCCUCUCGGUUCAGAGGCGAGAACUUUACCACUGCGCCGCUGAGUCUUAAAAAGUCUAAAAAUAAUCGAAUCUAAAAAUUGAUAGAUACAUUUUUUUAUUAGGAUGGUUGAAAUAUUUAAUUUUCUAUGAAGUGACUCAAGCGUUUCUUUUUUCGCAUUAUUUAUUUUGUCUUAUAGUUUUUUGGCAUACCGCUUUUGGCAUAAAAGGUCUAAGGCAUGAUUGAUUUUGGCAAUACUGGUAAAUGUGGCAUAAUAGACUUUUAGGUUAGGUUAGUUUAUGGUUCAAAUAGUUAUGCGUAAAUCUUUAUGCGUAAGAACGAAAAAUCAUUAUGCCAUAAUACAGUAUGCUAUAUCACAUUACGAAUUAAAUUAUAUUUUAUCUUUAUAGAUGAGACUCGACUCAAAUAUAAUAAAUAUAUAGGGACAAAAAUUGAUUUCUUUCAAAUUAGACCUAAUUACAUAAUGUAUUGAACCUCAUUGUAUGCCUUAGAAUAUGCCUAGUAUGCUUUACCUAUAAUAAUACCUAUAUAUAGGUACAAAAAUCAUAGGUAUAGGUAACUGUGCUAUAUUUGUAUCUAUCUUCAUAGAAAUAUUGCGAAAAAAUAAUUAUAGAAUUACUAUCAACCAAGACAGCAUACGUAAGGGGACCCUGGGCCCCGACGCGCUAUGGUUGAGAAGAAACAGGGGAGACGCUUCCGAUUUCUUCCCAGCCAUAGAGCAUAGCUUACAGAGUGCUGGUUUUGCUUACGUCAGGUACAAUAUAGGGCAUAUAACGCAAAGCUCAGCGCAGAUGGCGCUAAUGGUACAACUAAGGUACACAAACAUUGCCAAUGGAGGCAAAAAGCGCCAAUGUUCAAUAUUAUUGCAGAUUUACGACCAAAAAUACCUUCUACGCAAUCGUGGUGCGAGUUUAAAGGAAAAAGAAAGGACUUAGUGGAUUAUCCUGAAAAUAAUAACACUAUUUUAGGUUAUGUUCUGCAUUAUUUGGUCAACUGUGGUCAUAAACUGAUAUAAACUUGAUUUUGACUGAAGAUCUUACCUGUAUGAAGUCCAUAUUUUAAUAAGUCUUCACGUGUGAAGUGAUCCGAGCUUUUUUUCGACUGUUUACUGGCUCGAAAAUUUGACAGCGUGAGGCGUAUCCCAUAUUUUUCGAAGUUUUUUAUGUUAUGGAAAAUUAUUUUUACCAACAUUUCGGCACCCGAAAAUGCUACAUUGUUUUAUAUUUUCACAAACGAAUUUACGAACGCUUACCUAAUGAAAGUAUUAAUAAAGUACUCUAAAAUAAACGUUUUAAU